Manis javanica (Malayan pangolin) is the source of this 4812-nucleotide messenger RNA. It is a transcript of the gene RNF182, whose product is annotated as ring finger protein 182. Gene Ontology annotation, molecular function: ubiquitin-protein transferase activity. Gene Ontology annotation, cellular component: cytoplasm. The record is from RefSeq and is a predicted model, not a curated record. Gene Ontology annotation, biological process: protein ubiquitination. NCBI's taxonomy places the organism in Eukaryota, Metazoa, Chordata, Mammalia, Pholidota, Manidae.
UUUUAAUGUCUGUAUAGUAUUACAUAGUAUGAAUAUGCCCAGUUUAUUUAAUUGCAUCACUAUUGGUGGAUAUACAAGGUUUUUCAAAAUUUUGCUAUUACAACAUGCUGCAAUGUACGUCAAUCACUUCACACUUGUGCAUUUCUGCAUGACAGGUUUCUAAGAAUUGAGAUAGCUGGGUGAAUGGUAUACACAUUUAAAAUUUGACCAAUACCUGUAAAUUGCUUAGCAGCCUGUAGGAAAGAUCUGUCUCUUGACUUCAUCUGGAAGUACCCGUGUUCCCAUUACAGGAAAGGAGUUGGUGCUUCUGAGGAACAGGAUGUUUCUAUACUCCACCAAAAAAAUGGAUCUAGUAUUUACAUUAAUUAAUAUGUGUGGAUUCAAUUGGUAAAACACUAUUCUGCUUUACAACUUCUUAGAUAGGUAGCAGAAAACAUCAGCUACCCUGGGGUUUCAUUAUAAGUUUUUGACAUUCCUUCGAUGAUUCAGAAAUGCCAGAAAAUAAAUGCCAUGCCUCCUCCCCGGGGUUGAAACGAAGAUGCUGGAGGUUUGAAUUCUGUAACUGAUCUUUCAAGAAAACAAGGUAUGGGGUGAUGACUCACUCACCCCAUGGUGGCUGUCCUCUGACUCGGUCCUUUAUAGAGGAAGCCUUACUUCGGGUCUACUAGUACAUUUCCUUCCCUCUCCAAGAAUUUCCUUGGGAGAGGGUGCCUAGUAUGUGCCAAGGUUAGCCUCACCAUUCUCUCUCCUCCGGAGCGCCACGGCCUGCAGUGCCCGGCCGGUCCUUGGCACCGGGAAGCCCGCGCUCACGGUGGGUGCUUAACAGUCACCGCCAGUAGCUGAGCGGUGGCAACAGCUGAGAUUCACGAGGCCGCCUGAAAGUUGUGUUUUAGCCUGUGAGGUUACAAGUGCAUAUUGCGUUUAUAAAAUUAAGCCCCCUUCCCGGCUCUCCUACAGCAGCCGUCAGCGAGACAGACACACGGUUGGGGUGGAGUGAGACCAGCCCAUGGAGUGGGACCAGCCCAGCGAGGCGAAGCUCGGAGAAGAGGGAGGAGGCGGAGGACGUUCCGAGUGCCCUGGCAGCUCCGCGCUCGCUGCGGCAGUGGGAGCAGAAGCGCCGAGGACCAGUUGCUCAGCACGUUCUCAGUUUGCAUGCCCUUCCUUCUCUCUUCGGCACGUUUCCAUUCUCAGGGCUCAGCUCCGCAGGAGAAAGGUGCGCGGGGCCUUUGGACUGUCCAGUGUGGGAAGCCAAAGGGGGCACCUACCAGGGCGGGCCAAAGCCUCGGCCCCGCGUUUGCCCCCUUUUCCCACCUUCCCCUCUCGCUGGGGUCGGAGACGGAGACCGAGAGGGGUGUUUGCGGUGGGGGCCUCCUUGGGGUCCCUGUCCCCUCGGAGCGCGCAGAGAAGGCCGGGGUCGCGGGAGGUCCCGGCGGCGCGGCGGGUACGGACCCGGGCGCUAGGGGUCCCCACUGGGCCCGGGGCCCCUGGAGGUUGCCAUGGUGACGCGGGGUCGGCAGCUCCGCGCCGUGCAAACAAAGCCGCGCGCCCGCUCCGCGCCCGAGCUCCUCCUCCUAGGGCGCCUCCCUCCCUCGCCGCCGCCGCCGCCGCCGGAGCGGCUCCCGGCCCCCGCCUCCGCCGCCGCCUCCGCGGGCCAGACCCUUCAUGUGGCCUUUUAAAAUGUGCAUUUGAGACAGAAUGAAUGUAGAAGCUGAACAAUGCCUGGAAGGUUUCUGAUUUCUGUCACUAUUCCUGCCUUUUUGCACAACUGCCCGAUUUGGAUAAUGUGAUACUCAGAGGGACAUCUUCAUCGAAGUCCUUCUUCCAGCAGACGCAUCUGGCCAGAGAACCCACACGGAGCUCGGGAUGGCCAGUCAGCCCGCAGAGGAUGCGGCGGAGUCCCAGGUGCCCGACGAGCUCGAGUGUAAGAUCUGCUACAAUCGGUACAACCUGAAGCAGAGGAAGCCCAAAGUGCUGGGGUGUUGCCACAGGGUCUGUGCCAGGUGUCUCUGCAAGAUCAUAGACUUCGGGGACUCCCCGCAGGGCGUCAUCGUCUGCCCUUUCUGUAGGUUUGAGACGUGCCUGCCGGACGAUGAAGUGAGUAGCCUGCCUGAUGACAACAACAUUCUCGUCAACCUGACUUGUGGAGGCAAAGGCAAGAAGUGCCUGCCAGACAACCCCACCGAGCUGCUGUUGACCCCCAAGAGGCUGGCCUCGCUCGUCAGCCCCUCGCAUGCCUCCUCCAACUGCCUGGUCAUAACCAUCAUGGAGGUGCAGCGGGAGAGCUCGCCCUCUCUGAGCUCCACCCCUGUGGUGGAAUUUUACAGGCCGGCGAGUUUCGACUCGGUCCCCACUGUGUCCCCCAACUGGACAGUGUGGAACUGUACCUCGCUCCUCUUUCAGACCUCCAUCCGGGUGCUGGUUUGGUUGCUAGGGCUGCUGUACUUCAGCUCCCUGCCCUUGGGGAUCUACUUACUGGUGUCUAAGAAAGUCACCCUCGGGGUCGUCUUUGUCAGCCUCGUCCCGUCGAGCCUUGUUAUUCUCAUGGUAUAUGGUUUCUGCCAGUGCGUUUGUCAUGAAUUUCUAGACUGUAUGGCACCUUCCUCUUAAUCUACAUGCAAACCAAGAAUCUGGACACGCGUUGCCAUGUUUGAAGUUAGGUUGUUUAUCAUUUAUUUUCUUUCAUGUUUGCUGAGAUGGGCGUCCAAUGACAUUCACAAAGCCCCUGGCCAUGUGUCUGUGGCCCGUUUUCCAUUAGAACAUUGACUCAGUUGGUUUUGCUGUGUUCUGGAAGGAAAAUUGCACAGUUCUAUGAAGGCAAAGAAGCAAAACUGUGUAAGCACAGUCUUCGUACAGCCAACCUUGCAGUCUUUCAGGGAAAGAGCAGGGUUUCACCCCACACUGCUGGACAGACAGACACGCAGGGCCAGGUGUGCUAGGCUGCAGCACAGAUCUUACGGAAGGUUAUAGGAAUGAGCUGAUUCCUUUUCUCAUAAUCAUCCGAAAUCUACACUGGAGGGUGGACACGAGAUGAAAGCUGUUCCAGGACACGACUUGUGCAUUCAAAAAGCAUGCGCUGCCCCCCCACCCCCCAACCCUCACCCACCGCCACCCACCUGUUGUUGGAACUGCUCUGAAUCCUCUUCAGGUGUUUUCUCUCCUAAGUUGAUGCCACUCCCUGUGGUCUGUGGUUCCAGCUUAGAUGCUUGUUCCCUCUGCACAGGCUACCUAGCCAAGAGGAAACAGCCUCACCCCAGUGUGAGGUUUCAAUGACCGGUCUGCCCACAUUACUGAAGAGAAUUAAAAACAUUGAGGGAUUUGCAUCAAAGUAAACUUAAUGACAGAAUAUGGCCAUUUGUUUUUGAGACACACCCUUUCCUCCACAUUUAUUGUCCUCUCUCCUCAGUCUUCUCUGAAAUUCUCACAGAGCAAUUAUUACUCAUGGAAAUCUUCAGUUGAGUCUUUCCUUAAAACCUUUUAGUUUAGUUUAGUUUUUUUUUUUUAAUUUAACAAUGUUGUUCAAUGAACCUCACCCCUUACCCUGAAUUAGGUUUCAUCUAAGUUAGUUGCUAUAAGCUUAUGAGGAUAUUUUUCCCUAUUGUAUUUUAAAUAUUGUGGGCUUACUUAACUUAAUCCUGUGACAGUUUGGGGUGAAUUAUGGCAUGGAAACCCAGAAACAGUUAUUGAGAUGUUCUACUUUACAGGGUGAAGGGCUGAGAAACUAAAUAAGCAUUUUCCUGUACUAUACUCACUUAAACCAAAAUAUAAUGGUUUAGGUUUAUGUGCAAAACUGUGUUCCAGUAAGCCAGGCAACACACAAAGGAAACACAAAGCUGGUGCCCUCUUAAAAAGAUCCUUCAAGGAAGUAAAAUGGAGGUGGCAGAGGGCAACUUUACGUGUCGCUAUUCCUGUUGUUCUUAAGUCCAUUUUAGAAUGGAUUUAAGUUUUUACACAUUUUAUUUCAAAUAAAAACAUAACCUGUGUGACUUAAUGAACUUCUUUUCAUGAUGUAAGAGAAGCUGAAUGUAUAUAUUACAGAAGAAAUUGUUUAGCAGAUUUAGGUUUGAGGGAAUAGAAUGUUCACAGACACUAGGCAAAAAAUUAAAAAAUUUUUAGUCUCUAAAAUCCAUUACUGAUUACUAACAUUAAACUCUUUAUAACUCUUAGAAAUGGGCAUUACUAAGACUACUUCAACUUGUGUGAUAUAAUGACAGUGGACCAGUUCCAAUCUCCUUAUUCAGGAAAGACUGACAUUUACUCCUAGAGUAGUAGUUUGAUUUUAAUCAUAUAACUGUUAACUUUGAGAAUAUGUAUGUCCAGGGUAAGUAUGAUGGGAAAGUAUAUGUAGGGUGUGGCCCAAAGAAUUUAAGCCCUAAGAUACAGCUAAAUACGUUAAUGAUUUCAAAAACUCUAGUUUAGAUAGAAAUUGUGAAUGCAAUUUCCAAAAAAUCAUUUGUACUUAGAGCAAAUAUAAUGUUAGGAGAUGUUUUGUGGUUUGGAUUUACAUAUUUAUAAGGUUUUAAAAAAAUGUUCAUCUUGUCUGAAAUGUCAAAUAAGUUGGUGAGUUAUGUGAUCUUUCUAGAAAGCUCUGGAUAUGGGUAUUAUCUAUUUUGCUUAAUGUGUGCAGUGCUAAAUUUGUGUUUCUCUGUGUAUUGUGAGUCUUUUUUUUUUAGUUGCUAAUAAUCUGUUUUUAGAGAGUUUUAAAUGUAAGACAAAAAACUGUUCAUGCUUUUGAAUGAGAAAAGGACAAUGCUUCAAUAUUGUAUUCACUGUGAGCAUGUCCUCUUUGUCCAUUAAACUGUUAUUAUUUCCAAA